CCUGAUCAGUAUCUUCUUUCCAGGCCUCCUAAAAGAUGUCAAAAACUGACAACAAUGGUGCACCUAGGCACCAUCUUAAGCGUGCCUCCACACCAGGGAAGGCAACAGUGCUUGCCAUCGGCAAGGCGUUUCCAAGGCAACUCAUUCCGCAAGAACGCUUGGUGGAGGGUUACUUUCGUGAUACAAAAUGCGAAGAUGUCUCCAUUAAAGAGAAACUGGAACGUUUAUGUAAAACAACGACCGUGAAGACUAGGUACACGGUCAUGUCCAAGGAGAUUAUAGAUAAAUACCCUGAAUUGGCAACUGAGGGCUCAUCAACAAUCAAACAAAGACUUGAAAUAGCAAACCCGGCAGUUGUUGAGAUGGCAUUUGAAGCAAGCCUAGCUUGCAUAAAGGAAUGGGGAAGGCCUGCUACUGAUAUCACCCAUAUAAUCUAUGUUUCUUCCAGCGAGAUACGUUUACCUGGGGGUGAUCUUUACCUUGCAAGCCAACUUGGACUAAAAAAUGAUGUUAACCGGGUAAUGCUCUAUUUCCUUGGUUGUUAUGGGGGUGUAACUGGCCUUCGAGUGGCCAAAGACAUUGCUGAAAACAAUCCAGGAAGUCGUGUUCUGUUAACUACCUCUGAAACCACCAUCCUUGGUUUUAGACCUCCAAACAAAGAACGCCCUUAUGACCUUGUUGGUGCAGCACUAUUUGGUGACGGAGCAGCAGCAGUGAUCAUUGGAACCGAUCCAAUAACAAGCACAGAAUCUCCUUUCAUGGAACUUAACUAUGCAGUUCAACAAUUUCUGCCAGGAACACAAAAUGUCAUAGAUGGACGCCUCUCUGAAGAGGGCAUAAACUUCAAACUUGGUAGAGACCUCCCCCAAAAGAUUGAAGACAACAUCGAGGAAUUCUGCAGGAAACUCAUGUCAAAGGCUAGUUUGACAGAAUUCAACGACUUGUUUUGGGCUGUGCAUCCUGGAGGACCAGCUAUACUUAACCGCUUGGAGAACACUCUUAAACUGAACAAGGGGAAACUAGAAUGUAGCCGGAGAGCAUUGAUGGACUAUGGAAAUGUUAGCAGCAAUACCAUUUUCUAUGUCAUGGAGUACAUGAGGGAGGAGUUGAAGAGAGAGGGAGGGGAAGAAUGGGGGCUUGCCUUAGCAUUUGGUCCUGGAAUUACAUUUGAAGGCAUUCUUCUUCGCAGCCUGUAA
Molecule: messenger RNA, 1196 nt
Organism: Durio zibethinus
Lineage: Eukaryota; Viridiplantae; Streptophyta; Magnoliopsida; Malvales; Malvaceae
Product: type III polyketide synthase A-like
Biological process (GO): polyketide biosynthetic process
Molecular function (GO): acyltransferase activity, transferring groups other than amino-acyl groups
Source: RefSeq, a predicted model, not a curated record